Molecule: messenger RNA, 601 nt
Organism: Staurois parvus
Lineage: Eukaryota; Metazoa; Chordata; Amphibia; Anura; Ranidae
Source: the annotation of a GenBank genome assembly
GUCAGUGUCCAUCAAUGCCACCUGUCAUUGCCCAUCAAUGCCACCUGUCUGUACCGAUCAAUGCCACCUGUCAGUGCCCACCAGUGCACAUCAAUGCCACAUAUCAGUGCCCAUCUGAGAUGCCUUUCAGUGCCAACUAUCAGUGCCAGUCAGUGCCACCUAUCAGUGCCAGUCAUUGCCACCUAUGAGUGCUGCCAAUCAGCGCUGCCUAUCAGUGCCAGUCAGCGCUGCCUAUCAGUGCCAGUAAGUGCAGCCUAUCAGUGGCCAUCAGUGCCACCUAACAGUGCCAGUCAGUGCCACCUAACAGUGCCAGUCAGUGCUGACUUUCAGUACCGCCUAUCAGUGCUAUAUAUGAGUACUGCCUUUCAGUGCCCAUCAGUGAUGUCUGUGACUGCCAACCAGUGAUGCCUGUCAAUGCACAUCAGUUCUACCAACAAGUGCCUCUUCAUCAGUGCCCAUCAGUGCCACCUAUCAGUGCCCAUCAGUACAGCCUAUCAGUGCCCAUUACUGCAGCCUCAUUAGCGCACAUCAGUGAAGGAGAAAAAGUACUCAUUUACAAAAUUUUAUAACAGAAACUAAGAAAAAAUUUUUUUUUUCAAAA